CACUUUCAAACACGGAUAACAUUUUAUUUAACGUUGCACGUAUUAAAAAGUGUUUCAAUCCUCUGGAAAACUCACCAGGGCAGUAAAGAUUGGAAGUAGCAUUCAAAAUGUUGAUCUCAUUCUCAUCGCUGAUCUUUCUGAUUUACUGCGCUUACUUUAGCCAAGAGAGAGAGAUGAGCUUACAGGAAGGAAUAACUGCAGGAUUAGAAACCCUCAGUGAUGAAAACAACUCCAGCACCAAGCGGGCAGCUUGUGAGGAUCUAAACAGCUACUGUAACAUCUACAAGCCUUACUGUAAACACAUAGAAUAUGUAGACUUUGUCAAAGUCAACUGUAAGAAGACCUGUGACCUCUGUCCGAAAGCAUGCUUAGACCGUGUUUCCUACUGUCACGUGAUCAAGAACCGAUGCACGGACCCUGUUAUUGGAGGCUCAGUGAGGCGCUUUUGUGCAAAAACCUGUGGGGUGUGCGUAGUCACACCACCAACUAUACCACCAACAACGAUUCCUCGUACAGAACAGCCUAUUGACCAGGGGAGCGUGGAAUGUGGCAGGAAAGCGGUCGGUAGCAGAAUUGUGGGGGGUACAAACGCACGGCCAGGGGCUUGGCCAUGGCAGGUGACAAUGGACUAUAAGGGACAUUCUGGUCCUCACUGGUGCGGUGGCUCAAUAGUGACCCCGCAUUAUAUCCUUACAGCUGCUCAUUGCUUUGGUUCGGGCGAUGACCCCAAGGAUUACAGCAUUGUUGCAGGUGAACAUGAUCUUAACACAGUGGACGGAUUUGAACAAAAUACGACAAUACAGGAGAUCAUCAUACAUCCUAAAUACAACAGGAUUGCGAAUCACGACUACGAUGUGGCACUGGUCAAACUAAAAAACCCCAUAAGGUACAACAAUCACGUACGACCCGUGUGCCUGGCUAAAUCAGACUUUGACUCCGGAACAAAUUGUUAUGUAACUGGAUGGGGUUACACUUCCGAGGAUGGAAGCAUUGCACAGAUUUUGCAGCAAGCAAUAGUACCCCUUGUGUCACGUGAAAAAUGUCAAGAAGGAUACAACGACUUGGGAUACAAAAUAUCAACGCGCAUGCGUUGUGCAGGCUACAGUGAGGGAAAAAUUGACGCAUGCCAAGGAGACAGUGGUGGACCACUGGUGUGCGUAAGGAACGACAAGUGGUAUCUUAUGGGUGUCAUCAGCUGGGGACAAGGAUGCGCGCGCAAAGGAAGAUAUGGAGUGUACGCUGACAUGAUGGAUCUCAAGUUCUGGGUCCAACAAACCAUUAAUAAAGGAUAUCAAAGUAAAAUAUGAACAGGAAAUAUUGUUUUCCUUUGAUUUCAAAACAUCGUGAAUAAAAAUAUCUAAA
Stylophora pistillata is the source of this 1362-nucleotide messenger RNA. Its product is annotated as serine protease 27. Gene Ontology annotation, biological process: proteolysis; blood coagulation. Lineage: Eukaryota; Metazoa; Cnidaria; Anthozoa; Scleractinia; Pocilloporidae. Gene Ontology annotation, molecular function: serine-type endopeptidase activity; calcium ion binding. The record is from RefSeq and is a predicted model, not a curated record.